Triplophysa dalaica is the source of this 1328-nucleotide messenger RNA. RefSeq names its product gastrula zinc finger protein XlCGF57.1-like. Gene Ontology annotation, molecular function: RNA polymerase II cis-regulatory region sequence-specific DNA binding; DNA-binding transcription factor activity, RNA polymerase II-specific. Gene Ontology annotation, cellular component: nucleus. The record is from RefSeq and is a predicted model, not a curated record. The transcript has 3 exons. Bases 1 to 1194 code for a protein of 397 amino acids. Gene Ontology annotation, biological process: regulation of transcription by RNA polymerase II. Lineage: Eukaryota; Metazoa; Chordata; Actinopteri; Cypriniformes; Nemacheilidae.
AUGAAAACCCAAACUGGAGAGAAACCAUUCACAUGUGAUCAAUGUGGAAAGAGUUUUACACGUAAAGAUCACCUUAAUAGACACAUGAGAAUUCACACUGGAGAAAAACCCUUCACAUGUGAUCAAUGUGGAAAGAGUUUUACAACUAAAGAUCACCUUAAAACACACAUGAGAAUCCACACUGGAGAGAAACCAUACACAUGUGAUCAGUGUGGAAAGAGUUUUUCAUUCAUGGGUAACCUGAAGACACACAUGAGAAUUCACACUGGAGAGAAACCAUAUCCAUGCCAACAGUGUGGGAAGAGUUUUGGAUAUACCAGUAACCUUAUGAAGCAUUUGAAAACUCACACUGGAGAGAAACCAUACAUGUGUCAACAGUGUGGAAUGAGUUACACAACUAAAGGUUACCUUCAGGUACACAUGAGGAUUCACACCGGAGAGAAACCAUUUCCAUGUCAUCAGUGUGGGAAGAAGUUUGGAUGUGAAAGUAGCCUUAAGAACCAUUUGAGAAGUCACACUGGAGAGAAACCAUUCACAUGUCAACAGUGUGGAAAGAGUUUUUCAAUUUCAGGCACUCUUACGACACACAUGAGGAUUCACACCGGAGAGAAACCAUACACGUGUCGUCAGUGCGAAAAGAGUUUUAGAUCUAUAGGUAACCUUGAGGGUCACAUGAGAGUUCACACUGGAGAGAAACCGUUCGCAUGCACACAGUGUGGAAAGAGUUUCAAAAGUAAAAGUCACCUGAGUAGACACAUGAGUAUUCACACCGGAGAGAAACCAUUCACAUGCCUUCUGUGUGGAAAGAGUUUCAUGACUACAUCUCACCUGAGGAGACACAUGAUAGUUCACACUCGAGAGAAACUGUUCACAUGUCAACAGUGUGGAAAGAGUUACUCAGAUCAAAGUUACCUUCAGGUACACAUGAGGAUUCACACUGGAGAGAAACCAUAUGCAUGUGAUCAGUGUGGAAAGAGUUUUAUAUGUGAUGGUGCACUUAAGCUACACAUGAGAACUCACACAGGAGAGAAACCCUACGCAUGUGAUCAGUGUGAAAAGAGUUUUAGAAGUUCAAGUGACUUUAAGAGACACCUGAUAGUUCACACUGGAGAGAAACCUUACACAUGUCAACAGUGUGGCAAGAGUUUUGGAUGUGCGAGUAACUUAAUCAGACACAUGAGAGUUCACAAUUGAGAGAAACCAUUUGCAUACCAACAGUGUCGAAAGGGUUUUACAAGUUAAGUUGUCCUAAAGAAACACAUUAGAUUCCAUACUGGAGGAAAGAAACAUGUUCAUGCCAUCAGUGUGAGAAGAAUAUUAGAUGUGAA